UGCGCGGAGCGGUGCGCGGCGCUGCGCGGGCAGUGCGCGGCGGCGGAGGCGGCGGGGAUGGGCGGCGCGGCGCUGGCGCUGCUGCUGCUGCUGCUGGUGGCGGCGGGGGGGCCGUGCGCGGCGCAGUACGAGGAGUACAGCGUGCGCGGGUUCCCCGCGGACGCGCUGGAGCCGCUGCAGCGAGCCUACGCGCGGGCGCUGGAGCAGUACGCGGGCGCGCAGUGGGCUGAGAGCGCCCGGGAGCUGGAGGCGAGCCUGCGCCUGCACCGGCUGCUGCGCGACAGCGAAGCUCAUUGCCACCGGCGCUGCGCGGAGCCGGGCCCCGCCGAGGAGCCCCCCGCCGAUGGGGACCCCGCGGGCCGGGAGUGGGAGCGGGAGAUGCAGCUCUUCGGGCAGCUGCUGCGCCGCGCAGGCUGCCUGCGCGCCUGCAAGCGCGACCUGCCCGUGUUCCAGCUGCGCUACCCGCCCGCGCAGACGCUGCGCGACUUCCAGCGCCGCCUGCCCUACCAGUACCUGCACUACGCGCUCUUCAAGUCAAAUAAGCUCGAGAAGGCCGUGUCCGCUGCCCACACCUUCCUGCAGAAGAACCCCAAGCACGAGAUGACCUUGAGGUACCUGAACUAUUACAGGACGAUGCUGGAUGUGGAUGAAUACCUGGUGGACCUGGAGGCUCAGCCCUACGAGCCGACAUUCGUGCGGUCGGUGAAGCUCUACAACAACGGCGACUUCCGGAGCAGCGCGGCCGACAUGGAGCAGGCGCUGGCUCAGUACUACCGGGCGUACGAGGACUGCCUGGCCGGCUGCGAGGGAGCCUACGAGCUGCAGGACUUCAAGGACUUCUACCCUGCUAUUGCAGACCACUUUGUGAGCGUGCUGCAGUGCAAGGUGGACUGCGAGACCGAGCUCACCCCCAAUGUGGGGGGCUACUUCGUGGAGAAGUUUGUGGCCACCAUGUACCACUACCUGCAGUUCGCCUACUACAAGUUGAACGACGUGCAGGAUGCGGUGCGCAGCGUCGCCAGCUACAUGCUCUUCGACCCGGGGGACACCGUGAUGCAGCAGAACCUGGUCUAUUACCGCUUCCACCGCGAGCGCUGGCGCCUGCGUGAGGAGGACUUCGAGCCACGGCCGGAAGCCGUGCACUACCACAACCAGACGGCCACGCAGAAGAUGAUGCUGGACUUCGCCAGGCAGUACCUGCAGGCUGAUGAUGAGAUGGAGGUGGAUGGGGAUGAGGGGCUGGAGGUGCGGGACCUGCCCUCUGAUGGUGAGUUCGAGGGUGAAGGUGACUACGAGGAGGGCUUCUUCGCCGAGUGGUGGCAGGAGCCCAGGACCAAAGGGGACAAAGCUGACCAAGAGACCCUGUCGUGAGCCAGGCGAAGGGGCACGGCCCUGGCAGAGCUGGGUGGUGCUGGUGGCCCUGGG
Molecule: messenger RNA, 1425 nt
Organism: Pezoporus flaviventris
Lineage: Eukaryota; Metazoa; Chordata; Aves; Psittaciformes; Psittacidae
Gene: P3H4
Product: prolyl 3-hydroxylase family member 4 (inactive)
Exons: 8
Coding region: 58-1371 (437 amino acids)
Biological process (GO): collagen fibril organization; peptidyl-lysine hydroxylation
Cellular component (GO): endoplasmic reticulum
Molecular function (GO): collagen binding; protein binding
Source: RefSeq, a predicted model, not a curated record